GACCAACAAUAUAAGCAUAAAGAAUUCCGAAAGAAAUCUGAAAGAUCGAUCGGCUUACAUCGAGGAGCAAUAUGAAGAAAGUCAAAAUACUGUGGCCAGACUCAAGGCCCAGUUGGAGGAGAGCGAAUGGAAGGUGUGUGAGAAAAACGGAGAAAUAGCUUUACUCAAAACCCAACUCAAAGAGGCAACGAACGAAUUAACCCUCAAAGAACACGCUAUAGUCCAUCUGAAACAUGAAAAUACCAAUGCCGAAACACAAAUUUACCAAAGUCUACAAGAGAACCAGAAAAUCACACAACAACAAAUGCAGGAGGUCGAACAAAAUGCCCAAUCGCAAAAAGAAACCCAAACGGAAUUGAAGCAGCUCAAUAAAAUCAUCAUUCUCAAGGAUCAGGUCAUAUUGGCACUGACCAAUGAAUUGGCCAAGCUGCGCAAGGAGCUAUCCGAUUUGGCAAUAUUUCAUGAAUAUGGUGAAGAACCAUCGGGUAAAUAUACACGACUGAAGCAGCAGCUGGACAAUCUGACAGAUAUUUGCAAUAAGACCCGCAAACACACCCAACAACGUAUUGAGAAUCAUAAAAACGAAGAGAAACAAGAUCAUCAGCCAGAAGCAACGGAAAAAGUUAUUGAUGAAACAAAUUUGGAGGUUAUCAUCAAUUGUUUGAAAAUCUCUCCGCCUCAGCUGGAGGAGGAGAAUGGCGUGGAGAAGGGCGAUGCGAAUUAUCAUGAACGUGAACUGAAUAAACUCAAUUGUGAGCUGCGUCUGGCAAAAAUGUCUUCGGAUAUACAGAAUUUUGUGUAUGGUUCACAGAACCUACCCGACAUUGCUUUGAAUACCAAACUUUCAACGAAGUUGGCCAAUUGUCCGCUCGAAGAGGCCACCUUAGACACCCUGAUUGAAGAAUCGGCCAGUUAUGCUGAAGAAAUUGCCAAAUUACGAAAACAAUUGGAUGUGGUGCGUGUCAAUUUCGAACAGGAGAAACGUCAGUGGUCAGCCGAAAAGGAAAAGGUACUGCAGUAUCAAAAACAGCUGCAAAGCCACUACAUUAGUAUGUAUCAGAAGUUACGGAAUCUGGAGAAAACCAAUGAGGUUUAG
Musca vetustissima is the source of this 1096-nucleotide messenger RNA. Its product is annotated as leucine zipper putative tumor suppressor 2 homolog. The annotation marks the transcript as partial. NCBI's taxonomy places the organism in Eukaryota, Metazoa, Arthropoda, Insecta, Diptera, Muscidae. The transcript is spliced from 2 exons. The record is from RefSeq and is a predicted model, not a curated record.